AUGUCUUACCGACCCGUUUAUGGCGGUCUCCGUAGUGCACGGUGGCUGCGGACGUUUCAGUACGGUCCCUUGGUUACGGCAUUCCGCAAUCUCGAGAGCGGGCAGGUGAUGUUUACGCAAACACUGCACCCCCAGCAGUUCUAUAUCGAUCAGCUGUUUAAAUGGCCCAACUGGCAGAACAAAAAGCCUGUCGUUCGUAAGGAUAUUUGGCGCCCUUUGGCCGUUGCAGAGCUCCCCACUCACGAGGAAGCUGUUCAGCUUUAUCGCAGUUUGGUCGAGCUGCGCAAAAUGCGUGAUAUGACACAGCGGGACCAGGCCCGCGCCUGGCGUAAGAAGUCUCCGGAGGGAAACGUCUGGUUCUGGAACCAGUACCGCCCUACUUAUACUCACGAAGCUGUUUCUGACUUGGUCAGCGCCAUGAGUGCUAUGGGCCUCGAUAAGGCUACCAUUCACUGGGAGCAUGCCUAUCGCCGGGGAGACGACAAACACUGGGAAGGCUUGGAUGUUUCCCACAACGAGCUUCCCCGCCAUAACCCUCGUGAGCAGCACGUUGUUUUGAACAGGCUGCGUAUCGACUCACUCGAGCGUGCAAAGGAGAUCCAGGCUGAGGCUACAAAGGCUGCUCAGGCCGCAGCACGAGCUGCCCAAGAGGCCGGCCAGCCCACACCUCGUGGACAACGACUCGAAGAGGCCCGUAAAGUUUACGAACGCAAGCAACGUAUUCUUGCCAACACCAAGGCGCAGCGCGAAGCCCUGCUGGCUGCACGUCCCGAGCUUGCUGAUCUCGAGGUUAAAAAGCAGGCUAUUGCCAAGGCGGAAGCUGCCCUUGCCGAAGCCAAAGCCAGCUACGACCAUUUCUUACCUCAUGGCCAACGUGGUGCUGCCAAGGCUCCGAUCAAGUUGCGCGAUCGUGCUCUGAGACAGGCGAAGCGCGUUUACAGACAGGCCAAGAAGCGGGUUGCUGCCCAGUCCAACAAGCGUCGUGUGCCCCAGCCCAAGUCUCGUAUGCUUCGCAAAUAA
Wickerhamiella sorbophila is the source of this 1020-nucleotide messenger RNA. RefSeq names its product Mitochondrial ous recombination protein 1. Gene Ontology annotation, cellular component: nucleus; mitochondrial large ribosomal subunit. The record is from RefSeq and is a predicted model, not a curated record. NCBI's taxonomy places the organism in Eukaryota, Fungi, Ascomycota, Dipodascomycetes, Dipodascales, Trichomonascaceae. Gene Ontology annotation, molecular function: structural constituent of ribosome; single-stranded DNA binding; DNA strand exchange activity. The coding region runs from base 1 to 1020 and encodes 339 amino acids. The transcript has a single exon. Gene Ontology annotation, biological process: positive regulation of mitochondrial DNA replication; DNA recombination.